This is a messenger RNA of Fukomys damarensis (Damara mole-rat), 2548 nucleotides long. RefSeq names its product McKusick-Kaufman syndrome (gene Mkks). The transcript is spliced from 6 exons. Bases 772 to 2544 code for a protein of 590 amino acids. Gene Ontology annotation, biological process: developmental process; intracellular transport; cilium assembly. Gene Ontology annotation, cellular component: nucleus; cytoplasm; kinociliary basal body. The record is from RefSeq and is a predicted model, not a curated record. Gene Ontology annotation, molecular function: ATP binding. NCBI's taxonomy places the organism in Eukaryota, Metazoa, Chordata, Mammalia, Rodentia, Bathyergidae.
ACCUGCGCGUGCGCCAUUUCGACUCACAGGUCGAAGGUCCCCUGAGUCCGCAGCAGCGGCUGGGGGCUAGGUUCGGCGUCCGGGGCCUGCUGGCUGAGGCAGCGUCAUAGGAAGUCGCAGCGCUGUAGGCAGGUGAGAAAGCUGGAACCUCAGUUGGAAAAAGAGCCGUGAGGCUGAAGAAGGACGCUUGUGCUCAGAUGCCAAAGGACUAUGAGUUUGCAGAAAUUCUGGAGAGACUACAAAGUUCUGGUUGUUAUGGUGCCCUUAAUCGGGCUCAUACAUUUAGGGUGGCACAGAAUCAAAAGCAGCCCUAUUUUCCAAAUACCUACUAAGGACAACAUUCCUGAGCCAGACAGUCCAGCACUUGCAAGCCCACCAAAGAGACAAAUCCAAGGCAAAUAGAAGGCUUGCAAUCUUUAGACAGAAGCAGCUUUGAAUCUGAGCUCGAUAUUAAAAGAAGAAAUGAAAAUCAAUUGGAUUAGAAAGAACUGGCUUCUUGUAGCUGGGGUGGCUUUCAUAGGUGUCCAUUUGGGAACAUAUAUCAUACAGAGGGCUGCAAAACAGUCUGUGAAAUCUCAAGCAGGAGGCAAACAAAAGAGUAUUGAAGAAUAAAGUAAAAUAAAUACUUGGAAUUACUAAUAUGUUAUUAAGUCAUUAUGUGUUGAUUAGCUUCAGAAAUACCGAGUCAUAUAAUUUUAUAGCCACAACACUGAAUAUUCCUGAAGAAUAUUUUAAAAAAUAUUUUAAAACACAUGGCCAUAAGUAGAAAAUAUGGUUAACACAGUAAAAGCUGGCUUCGCAAGUCACACCCCAAAUAUGUUGUCUCGUUUAGAAGCUAAGAAGCCAUCACUGUGUCACAGCGAACCGCUCACAGCUGAGAAAGUCAGGGCCACACUUUGUGUCUUAAAAGGCAUCCUAACAUCCUGCUAUGGCCCUUCUGGGCGGCUGAAGCAGCUUCACAACAGCACAGGGGGCUCUGUGUGCACAACCUCCCAGUCUGCAGUGCUGCUGCGCAACCUCUCGGUCACCCAUCCCAUAUUAAAGAUCCUGACAGCAUCUGUGCAGAACCAUGUGUCCUGCUUCAGUGAUUGUGGCUUAUUCACAGCCAUUCUUUGCUGCAACCUAAUUGAAAAUGUUCAGAAAACAGACCUGACAGCCACCACCACCAUUAAACUUAAUACACACCUUUUAAAUUUCUGCACCAGUUAUCUCAGGUCUGAGGCCUGUGGCUGCCGGAUCCCAGUCGAUUUUAGUAAUACCCAGAUCCUCCUUUGUCUGGUACGCAGUAUUUUAACAAGUAAACCCGCCUGUAUGCUCACAAGGAAGGAAAUAGAUCAUGUCAGUAUUUUGAUUCUCAGAGCUUUUUUGCUUAUAAUUCCAGGAAACACAGAAGAUCCUAUCAUUUUAGGAAAGAGUAUAAUUGUACCUUUAAAAGGUCAAAGAGUUACAGAUUCUACUGUGUUACCCGGAGUACUCAUUGAAAUGUCAGAAGCUCAGUUUAUGAGGGUAUUACCUGUCCGAAAGUCAAGUCCCCUCAAGGUGGCACUUUUUUCUACAUCUUUAUCCGGAGACUUUUCUGACCUUGGAGAAGGAUGUAUGGUGGUCAGUGAUGGAGUGUCUCUUGAAAAUGCAGUCCUGGACCAGUUGAUUAACCUAGGAAGGCAAUUAGUUAGUGACCAUGUGGAUCUUGUCCUAUGCCAAAAAGUUAUACAUCCAUCUUUGAAACAGUUCCUUACUCUGCAUCACAUUGUCACCAUAGACAGAGUGGGAGUAAUGCUGAUGGAGCCUCUAAGCAAAGUGACAGGAACACAGCCUAUUGGUUCCCUGGGCUCAGUAUCUCCUGGUAGUUAUGGAAGUGUGAAAGACUGGUGCUCUGCUAAAUUUGGCUGGAAGCAUUUUUUUCAUCUUAUUCCUAAUGAAGCAACUGUCUGCAGCUUGCUUCUCUGCAACAGAAAUGACACUGCCUGGGAUGAGCUGAAGCUCACAUGUCAAACGGCACUGCAUGCCUUGCAGUUAACCAUCAAGGAGCCAUGGGUUUUGUUGGGAGGUGGCUGCACUGAAACUCAUUUGGCUGCCUGUAUCAGACACAAGAUUUACAAGGAGCCAGGAAGUAUUCUCCAAGAUGAUGGAUGUACUCAGGCAGAACUUCAACUAAUUGCUGAAGCUUUUUGCAGUGCUCUAGAGUCUCUCGCUGGCUCUUUGGAACAUGAUGGAGGUGAAACUCUGACUGACAUGAAGUAUGGACACUUUUGGACAAUUCAAGCAGGUCCUCCCUCUGUUGUUAACUGGACAGAUUUGCUUUCUCGAUGUGGCUGUGGAGUGUACAAUAGCCAGGAAGAACUCAGCUGGUCUUUCUUAAAAAGCACAUGUCAUCCUUUUGUACCCCAGGCCUGCCUUCCACAUGAAACUGAGGAAAUCAGGCCACAAUCAACCCACAGCCUAACCCUGGACUGUUUGACUGCUAAGCUCAGUGGUCUAAAGGUUGCUGUAGAGACAGCAAAUUUGAUAUUAGAUCUUGCCUAUGUCAUUGAAGAUAAAAACUGAUAUG